UGUUACAUUAACAAAUUAAAGAAAAGCAAAAUUUUGAAGAGAAAAGGCAAAGCUAUGAUAAACUGCUACCGUCACAGCCACUCCCAAAUUGCUUGGAAAGAAAAAAAAAAAGAACUAAGGGUUGACAACAUAGAGAAAGGCAAGAAGAGAGCCGCCUCUGUUUCUCUCUCUCUAAAUAAAAAUUUACAGAGGCUUCCCCUUUUUUCUCUGCUUUCUGUAAUAGACCCAGAAGCUUUAACUCUAUUUUCAGAGUAUGCUAAAGUGAAUGGGGAAUUGCUUGCUAAAAGAGGUGAAAGGGCUGCCAAAUUAUGUAAUUUUUUAGAUCUAGUUCGAGAAGUUUUCUUAUUUUCCUACUGCUUUCGGAGAUCAACGAUGUAGACCAAACGUAUGUUUGGUUUUUGGUGGAUUUUGAACUGUUAGUAGGGAAAAUUGUGGAUGCGAUGGAUUAUUUCUUUUGACAGAUCAUGUUACGAGCAAAGCAUAUCGGUAAUCUCUCCAAUGGUGCAAGGACAUUUCUAUUUAGUGGCUCACGAGGUACUGCUGCAGAUGGGAAUUCAUGCACGUGCCCUGAAGACGAGUCCUGUGUUUCAAGAAGGCAGAACAUAAGAAAUGAAGAUUUGUCAAAAUCCUCAUCCAGGGGAGCUCUGAAGUUGGCGAUUGCAUCCCAAGCUGUUGAUUCUCAUGAAGCUGAGAGAGCACCACAGCUUGUCUCCAAUCCUAUUCCGUUGCGUAGAUCUAACAUUGUAAAUUCUGCCAGCAGCGCUAAUGCUAUUCAACAUGAUGAACAUGCAUCAGCUACUAUUUCUGACCAAUUUGUUAAAGUUGGCAUUGAAGCUGUAUCGUUCUUGUCUGACCUGAUGAAUUAUAAGCUUCCUUUGUCUGAUGGGGGUACGAUAUUAGGCUCAAAUGGGCGUUGUGUGGUCGAAUCAACAAGGUCACUUCCAAAUAUAAAAUCCCCAGCUUUCAGGUCUGUCAAACGAGAGAACAUUGCCAAAGUCAAUCCAAAACCAUCAUCUGAAAUAGCGGCUGGGGAUAAGUCAACAGUUAGCUACAAUGGUACAAAAGAUAGAGGUAAUAAUAAAUCCAAUUUUGUUAGAGGUUACAAGCGAGUUUCAAAUGCGGAAUUUGUGGAUUCAUCAGAAACUCAUAGUAGUUCUGCAAAUACUUAUGAUAGGAGGAAGCCUAUACCACAGAGAGUGAAAGCUCAGUCUCAUCAUUUUAUGUCGAACUUGAAUUCCAAUGUAAUACCUUCUCAUGCAAAGGUUUCAGAUCCUGGCAUAAAUGGUUUUAGGAAAUCCUUUAGAGACAUGAAAACGGCAACCACCGGAGUUUGUAUGACCAGAACUUUAGGAGGCAUGGGGCAUGUUGUGGAAAGUGUAUCCCAGAUAUUGCGACAGCUGAAGUGGGGUUCUGCUGCCGAGCAAGCUCUUAAAAAUCUCAACUUUUCAAUGGAUGCAUAUCAAGCGAACCAAGUGCUAAAGCAAAUACAAGAUCCUGCAGUUGCUCUUGGCUUUUUCUAUUGGUUAAAAAAGCAGGCUGGAUUCAAGCAUGAUGGUCAUACAUACACCACCAUGGUGGGUAUCCUUGGUCGUGCAAGACAGUUCGGGUCAAUAAAUAGAUUGCUUGAUCAGAUGGUGAAGGAUGAAUGUCAGCCAAAUGUUGUGACAUACAAUCGUCUCAUUCAUAGUUAUGGACGUGCAAAUUACUUGAAUGAAGCUAUGAACGUGUUCAAUCAAAUGCAGGAAAUAGGUUGUGAACCUGAUCGUGUCACGUAUUGUACUCUUAUUGAUAUCCACGCCAAAGCUGGGUUUCUUGAUGUUGCCAUGGACUUGUACCAAAGAAUGCAAACAGUUGGCCUUUCGCCUGAUACAUUCACUUAUAGUGUGAUAAUCAACUGUCUCGGAAAAGCUGGGCACUUACCCGCUGCCGACAGGCUGUUUUGUGAAAUGGUCGAUCAUGGUUGUGUUCCUAAUCUAGUUACUUACAACAUCAUGAUUGCUUUACAAGCGAAGGCAAGGAACUAUGACAGCGCAUUAAAACUUUACCGUGAUAUGCAGAAUGCUGGAUUUGAACCUGACAAGGUCACAUACAGCAUAGUAAUGGAGGUGCUUGGAAACUGUGGAUAUUUGGAUGAAGCAGAAGCAAUUUUCGGUGAGAUGAAAAGGAAAAACUGGGUGCCAGAUGAACCUGUUUACGGCCUGCUGGUUGACUUAUGGGGUAAGGCUGGUAAUAUUGAGAGGGCUUGGCGAUGGUAUCAGGCCAUGCUACAAGCUGGAUUGCGCCCCAAUGUUCCUACUUACAAUUCUUUGCUCAGCGCUUUCCUUCGAGUACACAGGUUGCCUGAAGCUUAUAACUUGCUACAAAGCAUGCUGGAUUUGGGUUUAAAUCCUUCUCUGCAAACUUAUACCUUGCUCCUGAGUUAUUGUACAGAAGCCAGGUCACCAUGUGAUAUGGGGAUUUGUUCCCAGCUCAUGGCUGUCACAGGUCAUCCCGCACAUAUGUUUCUGCUGUCUAUGCCUUCAGCAGGACCUGAUGGCCGAAAUGUGCGGGACCAUGUGGAUAAGUUCUUGGAUAUGAUGCACAGUGAGGAUAGAGAGAGCAAGAGGGGGCUGGUGGAUGCUGUUGUGGAUUUUCUUCACAAAUCGGGGCUUAAGGAGGAAGCUGGGUCUGUUUGGGAGGUAGCUGCGGAGAAAAAUGUGUACCCAGACGCUGUUAGAGAGAAAAGCUCAUGUUAUUGGCUAAUCAACCUACAUGUGAUGUCGGAUGGUACUGCUGUAACAGCAUUGUCUAGGACACUUGCCUGGUUUCGCCAGCAAAUGCUAGUUUCUGGUAUCAGUCCCAGCAGGAUUGAUAUAGUGACUGGAUGGGGCAGGCGGAGCAGGGUUACUGGAUCAUCACUUGUGAGACAAGCUGUUCAGGAUCUUCUCAGUAUUUUUAGCUUUCCAUUUUUCACCGAGAAUGGCAAUUCCGGGUGUUUCGUAGGGUGUGGAGAGCCUCUUAACAGAUGGUUACUUCAAUCAUACGUGGAGCGGAUGCAUUUACUUUAGCUUGCCGUCCGCGUAGCACAACAGAAUUUUGUUGGAGGAUGUAGAAGAGGAAGAGGUUUUGUAUAUUUAUUUUAAUUAUUCGCAGCCUUUCAAAGUUUUAGAAGUUAAAUAAGGAGCUGAUGGCAGCUUCUUCAUCAUGUUGCAGUUAAGAUUAGCUUUUGAUUGAAAAUUCGAACCCCAAUGUUGGAUCCAAGUGCUAUGCAAUGGCGACCGGUCUAUUGAGCAGCAGGAUAUAUAUAGAUAUAUAUAGUGUUAAUGGCAAAAACUUUUGGCUGAGAAGUUUAUGUAAAAGAUCCAACUUGAACAGGGAAUUUGCAGACAGAUUUGACAUUUUCCUAUUUUUUAAAA
This is a messenger RNA of Gossypium arboreum, 3395 nucleotides long. Its product is annotated as pentatricopeptide repeat-containing protein At1g74750. Gene Ontology annotation, molecular function: protein binding. Lineage: Eukaryota; Viridiplantae; Streptophyta; Magnoliopsida; Malvales; Malvaceae. Bases 465 to 3047 code for a protein of 860 amino acids. The transcript has 3 exons. The record is from RefSeq and is a predicted model, not a curated record.